This is a messenger RNA of Tribolium castaneum (red flour beetle), 3503 nucleotides long. Its product is annotated as synaptic vesicle glycoprotein 2C. Gene Ontology annotation, cellular component: membrane. Gene Ontology annotation, biological process: transmembrane transport. The record is from RefSeq and is a predicted model, not a curated record. The coding region runs from base 384 to 3407 and encodes 1007 amino acids. NCBI's taxonomy places the organism in Eukaryota, Metazoa, Arthropoda, Insecta, Coleoptera, Tenebrionidae. Gene Ontology annotation, molecular function: transmembrane transporter activity. The transcript has 17 exons.
UCCCAAAAAUUUUAAACACAACCCAACGAUUACAUCAUUGUUUUUGAUUCGAAUUGUCGGUGUUUUGAGAGACAGUUUAAUAACAAACAUGAUAAAAAGACGCGAUUACCAGAACCCUUAUCAAAAAAUAUAGAUGUUAAUAUGAAACAAAUUACGAUAAUUGCAAUUAAUUUCCCAGCUGUCGGCCGUGAACAAGCAUGUGUUUAGUUUAAAAUAGCUUUUUUGGCAGAGCGUUUGAGAGGAGACGAGUCUGCGUCAUCGAUCAACCACUGCUUUAUUAACACUUUGAGAUUCUCAUCAGAUAAGUUAAGUCCGGGCUCAAACUCGUGUAAAUAAGAGAAAAUUGUUUUCGCUAACGUUAACACAACUGUGACAUUCAAACCAUGAAGGAAACCGAAGAUAACAACGUAUUUGUGUUAUCAAAAAGACUGGAUGACGCUGAGAAGAACAAGAACUCGGACGAAUGUCGGAAACCGGCCGAUUUCGAGACGGCCAUAGGAGCCACUGGUUUCGGUAAAUUCAACAUAAUCCUCCUCUUGAUCGCUAUGCCAGCAGGCUGGAGCUCAAUCUUCGAGACCACAACCAUGUCGUACGUUUUUCCAGCAGCUCAAUGCGACUUGAGUUUGACGCUGGAAAAUAAAGGAUUUCUUAACGCUAUUACUUACAUCGGAAUGAUAUCGAGUGCGUUCGUUUGGGGGUAUUUGUGCGACACCCUAGGCCGGAAAAAACUCCUGGCCAUUGGCUUAUUCCUUGACGGAAUUUUCGUUCUAAUGAGCGCAUCGUCGCAAAACGCAACUAUUCUUAUGAUCGCCAAGUUUUUGGGAGGUUUCAUAAUAAAUGGACCUUUUGCGGCACUUACGACUUACUUAUCAGAGUUCCACUGUGCCAGACACAGGGCUCGGAUCCAGAUGAUGCUAGGGAUUGUCUUUAGUUUAGGGACUGUGAUAUUGCCCUUUGUGGCCUGGGCGGUUCUUCCGCUUAAUCUAAGUGUAAAGAUUUUUAACGAUAGUGUAGAAUUUCACUCGUGGAAUUUAUACUUGUGUUUGUGUGCAUUUCCGGCUUUGAUUAGUUCGAUUGCUUUUAUUUUCAUGCCGGAAAGUCCGAAAUUCUUGAUGUCGAUGGGCCGGAAUGAAAAGGCUUUGGAGGUUUUCAGGAAAGUUUACUGUUUUAAUACAGGAAAUGCGCCCGAAACGUUUCCGAUCAAAGAACUGGUCGAGGAAACAAAACUGAAUAAUGACUCGAAACACGGGGGCAGAAUAACGGCCAACAGAACCAAGCUACAAGCGAUGAAAGAAGGGUGGCAGCAGAUCACGCCUCUGUUUUUCCCACCUCAUUUAGGCAAAAUCAUUUUAGUUUGUUUGCUACAAAUGCUGACAAUGAUGAGUCUUAACACGUUGCGCCUUUGGCUGCCACAAAUCUUCCAAGCGAUCAACGAUUAUCAAUAUUAUCACAAUGGAUCGACCACUGAUCUUUGCACAAUGAUCGACCAAAUACGGCCUAAGAACCAAUCUCAAAAUUGCGAAGUGAAUUUGAACAACUCGUCGGUUUACAUCAACUCAAUCAUCGUUGCUGUUGUCUCGAUUGGUGGCUACAUCAUUGCAGGGAUGCUAAUCAAUGCGUUGGGCAAAAAAAGACUUCUCAACAUCCUGGGAAUACUUUCUGGAUCUGGUGCGAUGUGUUUGUACUUUGCUCAAAACUCGCUAUCAACAAUAAUUUUAUCGUGUCUUUUUGUCUCCCUGGGCAGUAUUAACAUAAACGUAGUCCUUGCCGUCGUUGUUGAUCUUUUCCCAACAACUUUACGCACAAUGACCAUCUCCCUAACCAUGAUGGUUGGGCGGUCGGGUGCCAUGUUGGGUAAUUUGAUAUUUCCAGUUUUACUACAAUUAGGGUGUGCACCACCCUUUUUCACUGUGGGGGCUGCAAUUGUUGAAAAAAGCGCAGAUUUUGAAACUGCGAUAUCAGAAACCGGCUUCGGCCUCUUCAACUUAAUUCUAAUAUCGGUUGCAACCCCUUCGGUAUUAUCCUCGCAACUUGAAACCUCCUCCUUAUCAUUCGUGUUCCCUGUUGCCCGCUGUGACCUGGACAUUUCUCUGGAAGCCAGAGGAGUGGUCAAUGCAACGAUAUACACAGGAAUGAUAACCAGUUGCUUCAUGUGGGGCUCCCUGGUGGACGUCUUCGGCCGUCGCAAAGUCCUAGUUUUCACCCACUUUGUGGACGCUUUCUUCGUCCUAAUGACCACUUUUGCGCCAAAUCUGUACGUGCUGAUGGCGUCCAAAUUUUUGGGAGGGUUUAUUGUGAAUGGAAUUUCAAUGGCCCUAACUCCGUAUUUAUCAGAGUUUCACGGCACAUUAUAUCGUGCUCGUGUGCCUUUAACAAUCGGGCUCAUUUAUAGUGUUGCAAAUGUCGGUUUACCACUUUUAGCGUGGUCGAUUUUACCCUUAAAUAUUAAUUUUGGCCUUUUCGGAGGCUUUGAAUUUCAUGCAUGGAAUCUCUUUUUACUUGUUACAAUGUUUCCAACUGUAAUAGCCGGAGUUGCGUUUUUUUUAAUGCCUGAAAGCCCGAAGUACUUAAUGUCCAAGGGCAAUAACGAAGAUGCCUUGAAGGUGUUUGAGAAAAUUUUUGCAAUGAACAAAAAACAACCGAAGGAAGAGUAUCCGGUCAAGUCUCUGGUGGAUGACAAGCAAAUUUACCAAAAGAAGUACAGUGUUAAGGAAGCGUGGCAACAAAUCUCGCCCUUGUUUUCGCUAAAAUAUGCGGGAAGUUUGACUCUAGUUUGUCUAUUGCAAUUCUUCUAUAUGAUGAGUAUCAAUUCAUUACGCUUGUGGUUGCCUGAAAUUUUCCAAAUAGUAAACGACUAUGAACAGGAGAACGACAAACCAAUUUCGUUUUGUCAAAUGUUGAACAGAAUCAAACCCACAGUGAACGCGGAAACUGACACCUGUUCAAUGAACUUUGACAACUCUUCAGUUUAUAUAAACUCUGUCUAUGUCGCCUUGUGUGCAAUUACCGGUUACGUAAUUGUUGCCCUUUUCGUAAACAAACUUGGAAAGAAGAAAAUUUUAAUUUCUCUAGGACUUAUUGGGGCAAUAACAGUAGCUUCUAUCUACUUUGCGCCCAACAGUUCGACAGCUUUGGGGCUUAUUUGCGUCCAUUUGAUGUCAACAGGUAUCUCAGUUGAUACAGUUAUUGCAGCAACUGUUGAUCUAUUUCCAACUUCGUUAAGAGGUUCAGCCAUCUCUCUGUCGUUCAUGUUUGGCCGGAUUGGUUCCGUUUUAGGAAAUUUAAUAUUCCCAGUACUUAUUCAAGCAGGUUGUGCGGCCACUUUUUUCACACUUGGAAGUUUUGUCAUGGGGUGUACUGUACUUUCUGUCUUUAUACCAAAUACUGAGCGUAAAGCAUUAGGUUAGAAAUUAAGUACUACAUUUAGUAAAUAUUUUUUUAAUUACAAUGACAAUUAAUAUGACUGUAAAUUAAGAAACAAAUAAAACUUACAAAAAUAGAAA